Molecule: messenger RNA, 850 nt
Organism: Quercus robur (English oak)
Lineage: Eukaryota; Viridiplantae; Streptophyta; Magnoliopsida; Fagales; Fagaceae
Exons: 1
Coding region: 155-622 (155 amino acids)
Source: RefSeq, a predicted model, not a curated record
AUUGCAGUUUUCUUAGCUUUGCCACAUAUGAUUAUAUUCGCUUCACCCUUCCUAACACCUCCAAAUACGAGAAGGAACAUAUUCCUCAACUACAUAUGACUUCCUUAAUCACAUUCUCUGUCAUAAGCACCUCCUUCUUCCUGAUUUUGCAGCCAUGGAGGACUGGAAUACGCUUGCCGCAGACUGUGUUGUUAUAUCUUGUUGCUGCCAAUGCUUGAUCCUACAGAUUAUCAUCUUCUUCUUGCUCAAGCUUCCAUGCAAACUAAUUCGUAAGACGAGAGAAUAUGCUAAGAAGAAGCUUCGAAAGAGAAGGAAAAAUGAGAAGACAAUCGAAAAUGAAAUCAAUCAAGGCAAACAUGAUUUUGUAGGAAUGAAUGGAGGGUCUUUUAGAAUUCAAGUCGAUGGGUUUCUUGUAGAUGGAGACUAUGGUUGUGGGUCAUGUAUGCAGGAAGUUGAGAAGGUGUUAGAGGAGUUUUCUCAAGAGGGGGAGUUUGCAUUUGGAAGCUUUUGGGGCAGGAACCGAUCAGGGACUAUCUCAACUUGUGUAGCAAAACAUGAAUUUGAUAAUAGUAUUGUACAGUUUCAAAUAAUUGAAAUGGUUGGCUCUUGCAGUUAUUCAUAGCAUAGCUUAUAUAUUGUUUAUUUGCCAUUUAGAUGAACAGUGUGCUAUCUGUUCUGGAUUUGGCUUCAGGGUGUGCUUGUAUAGACAGCUAAGGGAUGGGCCAAGAGUCAUUUAUCCAAUAGGACCUGAAAAUUCUGGAUUAAUUUACAAGUGAUCAAAGGGGUACUAUAUAUAAGAUUAAGUCUUAUUAAUUUAUCAACUUUUAAAUACAAAACAAUUUAUUUAUUA